Messenger RNA from Peronospora matthiolae, 4221 nucleotides. NCBI's taxonomy places the organism in Eukaryota, Oomycota, Peronosporomycetes, Peronosporales, Peronosporaceae. The record is from the annotation of a GenBank genome assembly.
AUGACAGUCGACGACGCAACGACAACGGCAACCGAGGGAGAGCAGCAACCAACACUGGAAGUGAUCGAGGAGCCGAGCGCGCUCGAGGCGACGCCAGCCUCCCCCGCCGUCUCCACGACGUCCGUCCGCGUGCCCGUCUCCACGCCCGUCAAGGCCGCGCCCGUGCAGCGACUGAUGAUCACGAAGAUGCGGCUCGAGAACUUCAAGUCGUACGCUGGGCAAGUGGAGAUCGGGCCCUUCCACAAGUGCUUCAGCGCGGUCGUGGGCCCCAAUGGCAGCGGCAAGUCCAACGUCAUUGACGCGCUGCUGUUUGUGUUCGGCAAACGCGCGUCCAAGUUGCGGCUGAAGAAAGUCUCGGAGCUCGUGCAUCGCUCGGCGAGUUUCCGGGACUUGGACAUGGCUACAGUCUCGGUCUUUUUCCAGGAGAUCAUUGACUUGGACGGGACUGACGCUGCUGCUCCUUCUGCUACUUGCGUGGGUGACAAUGAAGCGAAUUACACGGUCGUGCUGCAGUCCGCGUUCAGCGUCACGCGCACGGCGACCAAGAGCAACGUGAGCAAGUACUUUAUCAACGACCGACCGAGCAACUUCACGCGCGUGACUGAGCUGCUGCAGGACAAAGGGAUCGACUUGGACAACAACCGGUUCCUGAUCUUACAGGGAGAAGUGGAGCAGAUCGCCAUGAUGAAGAGCAAGGGCGCGGACGGCUCGAACGAGGACGGACUACUCGAGUACUUGGAAGACAUCAUUGGCUCCAAUGUGUACGUGGAACCGACGGAGCGCGUGUGGGACGAAGUGGAACACUGCAACGAAGUGCGCGGCGACAAGGUGAACCGGGUCAAGCUGGUGGAGAAGGAGAAGGCGCACUUGGAGGGACCUCGUGCCGAAGCGCUCGAGUACCUGCGCAAGGAGAAGGAGGUGUACAUGAAGACGAACGUCUUGUACCAGUUGUGGAUCCAAGAGGCGUCAAAGAAUCGGGAGCUGUGCGAGUCCAAGCGUGAUGAACUCCAAGCCAAGUACAAGGCAGAGAUGGCGCGCAUGGCGAAGAACCGCGAGGAGCUGGAGGCGGUGGAAGCUGUGUAUCAGCGUGUGAAGAGCGAACACGAUGACGUCGCGAAGCAGCUGGAUGAGACGAAAGCCGAGUAUGCAGACUUUGAAAAGCAAGACGUGAAGCUGCGAGAAGAGCUCAAGUACGCCAAGGAGCGACAGAAAGAGCUGCAAUCGACGCAGAAAAAGGAGAUUAAAAAGCAAAAGAGCAUCAAGGAAAAGGUGCAGGAGAACGAGGAGCUGGUGCCGCAAUUGGAGAAAGAGGUAGAGAAGUUACAAGCAAAGCUCACGAAGCAGGAGCAGGUGCUGGAGAGUAUUCUGGAUGAUCACAAGGAAGAAACGGCUAAGUUACGUAGCAUUAUGGAAACUAUCCAGCAGGAUAUGGAACCAUGCCAGACUGAACUGAAUGCUCUGCGGUCAGCGAUUGAUACUACGGAGACGGAGAUCCAGCUUGUGGAAGAACCUGUGACGAACGCAAAGAAGGCGCUCGAAGCGAAUUCCUGUGGUAUCAUCGAGUCGGAAGCGAACUUGCGUGGGCUUGAAGAAGACCAAGCUGAGAAACGCGAGAAGCUUAUUAAGAUGAAGGACCGUAUCGUCGUUGCUGAGCAAGAAUUGGAUGGCGUCAAGCGCAGAGAAAGCAGUGUCGCGGAAAAGUACCGCGAAGCUCGAACAAAGGCUGAAGAAGCUUCUGGUGCGGUACAAUCGCACGCAACUAGGAACCGUAUGCUUCGGGAACUGCUUGACGCAUCCAAGCCAGGUAUGCCUCUCGAAAAUGCUGGGCUAUUCGGUCGCCUGGGUGAUCUUGGUGCGAUUGACGGCAAGUACGACGUCGCCAUAUCAACAGCUUGCGGUGCGUUAAACAAUCUGGUUGUCGAGACAACUUCGGGGGCACAAGCGUGCGUCGCGUACCUGCGCAAACAUAACUUGGGCCGCACUACGUUCCUGAUUUUGGAGCAACUGGGUUAUCUUAGGUCGAAGUAUACGCAGCACUUCCGUGGCGUAAGCACUCCUUCCGGACAAAUUGCGCCGCGUCUAUUCGACUUGGUGAAGGUGAAUGAUGACAAGUACCUGCCGGCAUUUUACUAUGCCCUACGUGACACACUGGUGUCUAAGGACUUGGACGAAGCUUCGGCGAUUGCUUUCCAAGGACGCCAGUGCAAAUAUCGUGUGGUGACUUUGGACGGACAGCUGGUCGAGAUGUCCGGUGCAAUGUCGGGUGGUGGUAAACGAGCCCGCAGUGGUGGCAUGUCAAGUACACUUGCGACUGGUCUGAGUGAAGGUGAGAUUCGGGCUUUGCAAGAGGAGACGUCGUCGUUGCGGACUGACUUGGAACAAAUUCGUGACGAGAAAGAUUCGCUUGAAAAAGAGCUACAGCAGCUUAAUCGCCAAAUUGAGCAGUAUGAGAACGACUUGCCCAAGAUUGAAUUGGACAUUAAAGCUACUAAGACACGACUGAAAGAUUACACGAAAAACAAGAGUAAUUUGGAAAAGCAAACGACGCUCUCCGCUGAUGCGAAAAAGCAAGUCGAGCAGCUGAAGGAGAAAAAGACCACGAAGGAUGCUGAGUACACAACGAUGAAGAUGAAAGUGGAUAAAAUGGCUGCUGAACUAGUCAAGAUCAAGGAUCAGAUCCUUGAUGUAGGGGGUGAAAAGCUGCGUAAGGAGCAGGACGUGGCAAAGAAGAUUACGAAGCAAAUCUCGGAGAAAACGAAACAAAUGACAAAAAUUCGAGUCGACUUCAAGAGCAGCCAGAAAAACACCGAAAAGAACGAGCAGGUACUCAAAAAGAUCAAGGAGGAUUUGGGAGCAGUGGGGAACACGAUUGAUACGACUCGUGAGCAAAUUACUGCGAUGGAAGAGAAAGCGUUGGCGGUUCUUCAAAAGUGCGAGACGAUUCAAGAGCAGGUCACUGCACAGGAGAAAGUACUCCGUAAAGAAGAGUCCAAGUACAGGAAGCUGAAAAAAGAGCACGACGGGAUGGCAAGUAAAGAAGUGGACUUGUCUAACAGCUUAGAAGACUGCGAGAAAAUGCUGGACGAGAAUGCCAAGAAAGAAUCAUACUGGAAGACGAAACUCGCGUCUCUUCAUGCAGCGUUUGUCACCGAGCAAGAACAAAAUGCAGGCGUUUUCGAGGAUGAUGCCGAUUUUCCCGCUCGGAAGCGUCAGAAGGGAAGCAAGAGUGCUGACCGAGAGGAUGCAUCGGAGGAGAAAAUGGAGGAAGAGGAUGAAGACAAGGACAGUGAUGAGGAGGAAGAUGUGUACAUGGACGUGACGUUGGAAGAGCUUCCAUUACUAGAGGCUGUCGCACUAUCCCGGUACAGCAAGGAGGAAAUGAAGUAUGAGAUCUCCGUGUUGGAGCAGCAACGUGACGAGCUUAAGGCAAAUGUGAACAUGGGUGCAUUGACCGAGUAUAAGCAGAAAAAAGAGGAAUACAAGGCGCGCAUUGUAGAGUUGGAGGAAGCCACAAAGCUGCGUGACGCGAAGCGCCACGAGUACGAUGAGCUGCGCCGCAAGCGACUGGAGGAGUUCAUGACAGGUUUCCGCAUCAUUACGCUAAAACUAAAGGAGAUGUAUCAGAUGAUUACACUUGGUGGUGAUGCGGAGCUGGAGAUUGUGGAUUCAUUGGAUCCGUUCUCCGAAGGUGUCGUGUUCAGCGUGAGGCCUUCGAAGAAGAGCUGGAAAAACAUUUCGAACCUAUCAGGCGGAGAGAAGACCCUUGCCUCGCUGGCUCUUGUGUUCGCGCUACACCAUUAUAAACCAACGCCAUUAUAUGUGAUGGACGAAAUCGAUGCAGCACUGGACUUUAAAAACGUGUCGAUUGUGGGCAACUACAUCAAGCAGCGCACACGCAAUGCGCAGUUUAUCAUCAUUUCUUUGCGCAACAACAUGUUUGAGCUCGCGGACCGACUUGUGGGCAUUUACAAGACGAACGACGCGACAAAGAGUGUGACAAUCAACCCAAAGAUUUACGAGCAAGGCACCGUGAUGGCCCCGCCUGGGAUGGUGACACCGACGGUGGGGUAUCCAAAGUCCCCCAGCAUGAAUAGUCCCACGAGUGACUCGCGUCGGUCCGUCAAGAAGGCUAGACGAUCAAGCCAACAAUCGGUGGCAUCGCCUGCAGCGCAGCGAAGCGCGAUGAGCACACCGUUACAGAACCGAACAAACACGUCGUAG